Messenger RNA from Aureococcus anophagefferens, 352 nucleotides. RefSeq lists its product as hypothetical. NCBI's taxonomy places the organism in Eukaryota, Pelagophyceae, Pelagomonadales, Pelagomonadaceae. The transcript has a single exon. The annotation marks the transcript as partial. The record is from RefSeq and is a predicted model, not a curated record.
AGAAAAAGGAGCAGCCCCGCGCGAGGGCAACAACUGGGUCUUCGUCCUCAUUUUUGUCGUCGUCUGCGCCAUCGCCUUCGCCGUGCGCGCCGCCGCCGCGCCGGACGCCGCGCCGCCGCAGACGACGACCACGACGACGGCCUACCACGGCAGCCGCGUGCGGCUCCCGGACGGCGCGCAGACCAUCACGCUGAAGCCCGAGGCCGCGCGGCGGCCGGGCGCGCUCGUCGCGAAAUCGACGCGGGACCCGGCCGCGCUCCUCGAGCGCCUCGAGCUGCCCGCGCGCAAGGAGAAACCGCCGAUCGAAGCGCCGCCGGCGCCGCCGGAGCCGGUCGCGCCCAAGUUCAAGCCC